Molecule: messenger RNA, 2744 nt
Organism: Aphis gossypii (cotton aphid)
Lineage: Eukaryota; Metazoa; Arthropoda; Insecta; Hemiptera; Aphididae
Exons: 1
Source: RefSeq, a predicted model, not a curated record
UGUAACGGAGUACGGAUCCACGAAAACGGCCCUUUUCAGGGCCAACACAUAACAAAGAACAACAUUCAAGCAUUACGUGUAGAUAGGCAACAGGCAUCACAACACCGCGUCGACCAAUCAGAAACAUGCAUCACUUUAAAAGGCGAUUACCGGGUACCUAGUUAAACAAUGAACAAAUUAAAGGAAUUUAUGGAUAGAAGAGAUCAUCCCGGUCACAAAGAUAUCAAUUCGACCUGUGUAGGACGAAUACCGGCUGAACAACAGAAGAUACCGUAUACACAGCAAAUCGGCCGCCCGGACAGGAUGUUUACGCUUCGGUACGGAUGUUUACUAGUCGGUACGGUAGACAGUAUAUAUACGGGUGCAUUCGGACAGACAUACUCACUCUUCAUCCAUUCUCCGACCUGACUUCAACAUAAAAUCGACAAUCGAGAAUUGAAGAAUCGAAGACUCGAGACCAGCGAACACUCGUGAAUACGAAGCGGCAAGCUGGUAGCUGAUCAGAGAACGGUAUCAUAACGGUACUGACGGUGGGCAAACGUAUUCAAGAACCUAGCAGCGAAGUCGAGACCCAAACGUUCCGAGCGGAUCAUUCCAACGGCGGUCAGCGUACUCAAGAACAUCGUGGUGCAGCUAAGAUCCUCGACUGGAGACUACGAUCGACAAUAACAUUGUAAUCAAUAAAAUACAACAAUUGCCGUUGACGCACUCCGAAACCCGUCGUACCUCUGGCAUAAUAUUGAUUACCAGCGGCUCUACACGCGGUUUCAAUAUCUUAGCCCGUCGGUCACGCAGUGUUCUUCGUGGUAGCGGUAGCGACUCCAUUCCCUCAAUCGAACUACCAUUGCGAUUGACCACAGAAAAAGUCCUUUUUAGGACUGUUAACGUAAGCUCUCCCAGCGCACCUAUUCAGGCGUUCGCUCUGAGCCGCUCCACCGAAUCGCGACUUAUACAAGACCGCGAAAAGGUGUUGCUGUUUAAUCCCAGUUUACUGUAAAUAAUUGUAUAUUAUAAUAAGUGUCCCUAUCAAAUUGUACUUUAGUCGCACCUCUAUAGGUCCGACACCGCCCGUCACGGCUUGCUUAUUCGAGCCGGUCGUACGGCCCGGAUAAAUUUAAAAUCUCCAUAUUGAUGUAUAUUAAUUUAAAAUGUUUGAAAAUAAAAGAUACGUGAUACCAUAAACUGGCAUUAUAAAUUAUACUUAAUUUAGAUCGCCGAAUUCGGCGGACUGUAUCAACUGGCGCCCAACCCGUGACUCAACACGACCAACCAGAAGAGAUUAGAAACACUCAAACACAUACACACAUCAAUUGUUAAAAUAACUACUCAAUAGUUUAUUAGUCGGUACGGCAAAAGAAUAUACUCGUCGAGUUUACUAGUCGGUACGGCAGAAGCAUAUACUCGUCGAGUUUACUAGUCGGUACGUCAGAAACGUAUACCCGAUAAUAACCAGUACGGAUAUUCUUUGCAAACAAAUUGCCUAGCUGGCACGGCUGACAAACGGAUCUACUAGUCGGUACGGCAAAAGAAUAUACUCGUUGAGUUUACUAGUCGGUACGUCAGAAACGUAUACCCGAUAAUAACCAGUACGGAUAUUCUUUGCAAACAAAUUGCCUAGCUGGCACGGCUGACAAACGGAUCUACUAGUCGGUACGGCAGAAGCAUAUACUAAUCGAAUUUACUAGUCGGUACGUUAGAAACGUAUAUCUGAUAUAACCAGUACGAUUAUUCAUUGCAAACAAGUUGCCUAGCUGGCACGGCUGAAAGACAAAGAUAUAAUCAACAAACGGAUUUACUAGUUGGUACGGCAGAAUCAUAUACCCGGCAAUUUUACUAGUCGGUACGGUAGAAUCAUAUAUCUGUCGAUUUUACUAGUCGGUUCGGAGAAUUAUAUACUUGUUAUUAAUUAUUAAAACGACAACAUGACUAGACGGAACCAGGCGACGCCUGGGGAGGACCAGACGGAAAAAACACGACAGUUAGAGGGAAAGGUAGCAGCAUUAGAAAAGACCACACAACAGCUACAUAAGAAACUAGAGAUGAUGGAAAAUCAAUAUGAAGCGUUACGACAACUCAUUAAUGAUACAGAUACCAAACUACUAGUGACGACAGCACGGCAAGAAAAAGAUAUCCAGACAUUACAGACCAAUGUUACUUCAUUACAGAAUACAAAAAACGAUGGUAAUGUUAUUAACACUAUCACCAGAUCAACAGUGGAUAUUACAGCCCCAACAUUUAGUGGAGAGAGCAAGACAGAACAUCCAAAACAAUUCCUUAAGGAUAUGCAUAAUUACCUGGAUCACAAACAAAUUACUGCCAGAAGAGAAAAAAUGAUAGUAAUAGAAAACAAUCUUCGUGGAAAAGCAUCAAAAUGGUACACAAUGAUCAAAGAUGCAGCUCUAGACGAAGUAACAUUCAGUGAAUUGUUCCUCAAGCAUUUUUUCUCUGAAAAUCAUCAAUGGGAGAUUUUCAUUAAAUGCACAGAAGCCGGAAAAAAACCUAUUAAAAAGGAUUUUCAGGAACAUUUUCAUCAUUGGAUGGCGGAAUUAAAACACUUAGACUCACCUAAGAUGAAUGAAGAACAAGCAAUCAACUUAAUUACAAAACAUUUCCCGAUAGCUAUCCAAGCAUAUAUACAAACAACAAAAGAAAAGAAGUUUUUACCUAUAUGGGAAAAAUUAGGUGAAUUGGAAAACAAUAAAAAUCACGAAGAGGAACCUAUCAAACAAAAUGAAAACACAACA